Messenger RNA from Thalassophryne amazonica, 2365 nucleotides. RefSeq names its product polycomb group RING finger protein 3. Lineage: Eukaryota; Metazoa; Chordata; Actinopteri; Batrachoidiformes; Batrachoididae. Gene Ontology annotation, cellular component: PRC1 complex. The transcript has 10 exons. The coding region runs from base 256 to 1005 and encodes 249 amino acids. Gene Ontology annotation, biological process: regulation of transcription by RNA polymerase II. The record is from RefSeq and is a predicted model, not a curated record.
CUCCCACACAGACUUUCUGUGCGCAUGCGCAGCUCCUCUCCAAGCGUGGUACUUCGGCUUCUUCCGUGGCCGCUCGGUCAUUUUCGCCUCUUUGUUUACUGUUAGUGGAUUUAACUCGGAUUCAACCCAAUAUCCAGCGGAUUGGGCUGUUCCCAAGCAGGCUCCAAUGAGAGGCGCUCCAUGAUGUGGAGCUAACGUUGUUGGCCACGCAACUGCAGGAAGAGACGUGGACACUGCACCAUCCACAGUCGACGCAUGGCGGUAUUAGGGAACCCCGACAUGCUGACAAGGAAGAUAAAGCUGUGUCACAUUAAUGCCCACAUCACAUGUCGCUUGUGUGAGGGCUACCUGAUUGACGCCACCACCGUCACGGAGUGUUUGCACACCUUCUGUAGAAGCUGUCUAGUGAAAUACCUGGAAGAAAACAACACGUGUCCCACGUGUAGGAUUGUUAUUCAUCAGAGCCAUCCACUGCAGUACAUUGGCCAUGACAGAACAAUGCAAGACAUCGUCUACAAAUUGGUACCGGGACUUCAAGAGGCGGAGAUAAGGAAGCAGAGGGAGUUCUACCAGAAGUUGGGGAUGGAGGUGCCAGGAGACAUUAAAGGAGAGCUGUGCAACAUGAAGACUCAUUUAGAUCAGCACAACGGUGAUGCAAAAUCAGAGGAUACGGCGAAUAAGGAGGCAGGAGAGGAGAAACCAGAAGAGGAUAAUGACUAUCAUCGUAGUGAUGAGCAGGUCAGCAUCUGCUUGGAGUGCAACAGCAGUAAACUACGAGGUCUGAAGAGGAAGUGGAUUCGCUGUUCGGCACAAGCUACAGUUCUCCACCUCAAGAAGUUCAUCGCCAAAAAGCUUAACCUAACGUCAUUUAAUGAGCUGGACAUUUUAUGCAAUGAGGAAAUCUUGGGAAAAGACCACACUUUGAAAUUUGUUGUCGUGACGAGAUGGAGAUUUAAGAAAUCCCCCCUCCUGCUUCAUUACAGACCCAAGAUGGAUCUGCUGUAGCUAAAAAAAACAAAAAAAAACAGACACAACACGGACUGUGCCCACACCCUUUUUUGUUCUUUUUUUUAAUUAUUUAUGCAAAAGACGAUCAACACCAAGCAAACACCUGACCGUAAAACGUCCACACAUGCCAGCAAACUGGGAUGUAAAUGGCGGGAAGUGACAAUAUGGAACAAAACUGACAAACUCCAGCACAGAUACGGCAACGCCGGCGCAUUUUUAAGAACUAAUCCGUCUUUUCUUUUUUUUGUCCGCUACAUCCUAGAUAUGUGAACAAAUACAAAAAAAAGAGAUUGAGAGAGAGAGAGAGAGAGAGAGAGAGAGAGGAUAUAUUUAUACUUUUGUACAGAGGAGACACAUGGAACCAAGACACUACUGGUGCUCUGUUUACACGUAAACAAGAUGUCGGGAUUCAUGUGAUCGUGUUUUUUGAGCUUCAUACGUACAUAAGUGAAAAGGAGAGAUGUUUUGAUAUAUAUAUAUAUUAAAAAACAAAAGGUUUUGCUUCUUACUACACACUCGACACACGUUGGCAUUACGGAGAAAGUUAUAAACACAACCAUCAAUUUUUGUUUUAAGCUGUUAAAUCGUCUCGGCUGUUUUUCUUUUUUGUUGGCUUUGUCUAAUUUUGGGUUUUUCCAUGACUGUCAAUUGUGAAUAGUAGUAAUUUAUGUUCUGUAUACCAGUGUUGUACAUAAAAUGUCAUUACGAGAGAGAGAGAGAAUGAAGAGUAACUUUAGACUGUUGAAGAAGAGCAGAUCCCAGAAGUGCUACUAUCUAUAUGUAGGACAGAGAUUUAAAAAAAAAAAAAUAAUAAUUAGGAUUUGAAAAGAGACUCGCUGUUGGUUAAAAAAAAAAUUAUAUAAAGGCUUCUUUAUGUUGUCUGAGAAUGACAAAACUAAUGUAUCAAACCCGCUUCCAUGUUAUGUCCGGAGUCAAAGUACGUUUGCAUUUCACUUGUAGCAUUACAAAAACCAGAAAUUUCAACGCAGUCAUCUCCGCUGCAGUUAUUUAUUUAUUUUUCUGUAGUGUAAUAUGUAAACAUGUUUUCAAAAACCCUGAUGUCAAGAAAAGCCAGACGGACUUUUUUGUUUUUGGCAAGGCUUGUUUAUUUUUCCCAGUUAUAUAGUGUCUUACGGUUUUCCCACCAUGCAGUCCUUAUUAUCCGUCCUUGUGUUGCAGCAGCGCCAGUGUGGUCGAUUUUUACUCUCAAAGUUCCACCCACGUGUUUACAGCUUUCACAUCGAGCUGCGAAUGGCAGAUGUUGACACUGUGCACAAAAAAAAGUUGUGGCUGUAACACAAUUCUACAGGCGGUAGAAUUGUCCUGCUUUCCCAAAUUAAAUUCCGAUAUUGAUAUU